GCGCCCGCCGCGCCCGUGAUUGGCUGCGUCUCCCCACGUGACGCUGAGCAGGCGGCGGCGGUUGCCGGGGCGACGGCUGGAGAGUUGGCGGCCCGGCGGGGCGGGUGCGGGUGCCCGCGGCAGAGCCCCAGAGAUUUUUGCUGUGAGAAUUAACAGUAACCUUUCAAUAUGGGGGAUAUCCUGGCUCAUGAAUCCGAAUUACUUGGACUAGUGAAAGAGUAUUUAGAUUUUGCUGAAUUUGAAGACACCUUGAAAACAUUUUCAAAAGAAUGCAAAACGAAGGGAAAAGCAUUACCCAAAACAGCAGGUAGCUCUUUAAGGGACUCCAAAUCAUCGAUAAUCCAGAAGGACCUCAUUGCUGCAUUUGACAACGGAGCCCAGAAGGUGUUCUUCGAUUUGUGGGAAGAGCACAUUCCCAGCUCCAUCCGAGAUGGUGACUCCUUUGCCCAGAGGUUGGAAUUCUACCUUCACAUCCAUUUUGCCAUCUAUCUUCUGAAACGCUCCGUGCGGAGACCUGACAAAGAGGAACUGGAUGAAAGGAUUUCUUAUUUCAAAACCUACCUGGAGAGCAAAGGGGCAGCUCUGAGCCAGACCACAGAGUUCCUCCCUUUCUAUGCGCUGCCGUUUGUUCCAAACCCUAUGGUGCACCCGUCCUUUAAAGAGCUCUUCCAGGAUUCUUGGAGUCCAGAAUUGAAGUUGAAGUUGGAAAAGUUUCUAGAUUUAAUUUUUAAAGCCAGUAACACGCCAAAGCUUUUAAUGUUAUAUAAGGAGAAUGGACAAAGUCACAAAGAAAUGUUGCAGCAGCUCCACCAGCAGCUGCUAGAAGCUGAGCGUAGGUCAAUGACAUACCUGAAACGGUACAAUAAGAUCCAGGCGGACUACCACAACCUCAUCGGGGUCACGGCAGAGCUGGUGGAUUCUCUGGAGGCCACGGUCAGUGGCAAGAUGAUCACUCCUGAGUACCUGCAGAGCGUCUGCAUCCGCCUCUUCAGUAACCAGAUGCGGCAGAGCCUGGCCCACAGCGUGGACUUCACGAGGCCCGGGACGGCUUCAACCAUGUUAAGAGCCUCCUUGGCACCCAUGAAACUGAAGGAUGUCCCACUGCUGCCCUCCCUGGAUUAUGAGAAGCUGAAGAGGGAUUUGAUUGUGGGGAGCGACCGCCUGAAAGCUUUCUUGCUGCAGGCUCUGCGCUGGCGCUUGACCACAUCCCAUCCCGGGGAGCAGAGGGAGACCGUGCUGCAGGCCUACAUCAGCAAUGACCUCUUGGACUGCCAGGGCCACAGCCAGAGCAGCGUGCUGCAGCUGCUGCACGGGAGGAGCGACGCGGUGCGCCAGUACAUGGCCAGGCUCAUCAACGCCAUCGCGUCCCUGGCAGAAGGUCGCCUCUACCUUGCCCAGAGCACGAAGGUGCUGCAGAUGCUGGAGGAGAGGCUGAAGGAGGAAGACAAGGACGUCGUCACCCGGGAGAAUGUGCUCGGGGCCUUGCAGAAGUUCAGCCUCAGGCGCCCGCUGCAGACAGCCAUGAUUCAGGAUGGCCUCAUCUUCUGGCUGAUCGACAUUCUGAAGGAGCCCGAUUGCCUGUCCGACUACACGCUGGAGUACUCGGUGGCUCUGCUCAUGAACCUCUGCCUCCGGAGUGCAGGGAAGAACAUGUGCGCCUCAGUGGCAGGCCUCGUACUGAAAGUUCUUUCGGAUCUGCUGGGCCAUGAAAACCACGAGAUACAGCCAUACGUGAAUGGAGCACUGUACAGCAUCCUCUCUAUCCCGUCCGUCCGUGAGGAAGCGAGAGCAAUGGGAAUGGAAGACAUCCUUCGCUGCUUCAUGAAAGAAGGCAACGCUGAAAUGAUCCGCCAGAUCGAAUUCAUCAUCAAGCAGCUUAAUUCAGAAGAGUUCCCAGAUGGUGUUCUUGAAUCUGAUGAUGAUGAAGAUGAAGAUGAUGAGGAGGACCAUGACACCAUGGAAGCCGAUCUGGACAAAGACGAACUGAUCCAGCCCCAGCUCGGAGAACUCUCAGGCGAGAAGCUCCUGACCACGGAGUACUUGGGAAUCAUGACCAACACGGGGAAGACGAGGCGGAAGGGGCCAGCUGGUGUGCAGUGGGGCGGCGACGAGCCCCUGCGCAGGCCCGUCACCCCCAGCGGCCACAGGACUGGGUACCCAGUGCUGGAAGACCAUCCCGUUUCCCCCCAGACAUCCCGACAUGCCAGGAACGGCUGCCUCCAGUCCCCGCCCAAGGCCCACCUUCCAGUCUGCAAGGGCGGCGAGCCUGGUGCUUCGGAGCCUUGCGUUUCGACUUCAUCCUCCAGGGACGCCAAGCCAGAGGAGUGGCUGCCAGGAGGACAUCAGGGAGAGCCUCGCCUGCCCCCCUCCAUGGCCCCCAGCCACCCGAGGGAGGUGCCCUGGGCCCUGCGCAGCAGAGAAGCCACCAGAGAAUUUUCGUCAGCCUUUGCCUGCAAGCCCUGGACCCCCUGUGUCCCGGAGAUCCUGGACCUGAACCUACCCAAGGCCAAGGCGUCAGCCCUGGCCCCUCAGUUCUCCUCACGUGGCCCCCAGCAGGCCAGCAGGCCUAGCUACACUGCGUCCUCCACUGCGUCGUCCUCCACGAGGGGCCUGCAGAGCAGCCAAUCUCUCAGGAAGUGAGGCUGGUUUCUUCCCAGCUCACCGAGCCUCUGCAGGACCAGCCAGCUUCCCGGCUCCGCCCGCCAGCAGCCGCAGAUGACAGAUGUGAAGAGACAGUUAUCUAUGAGCCACUGUAGCUUGGGGAACUGAGGGGAGGACCGCUCUCCAGCCAGCCCAAAAGCAGGUCUCCCACAGCCCCGUGACCCAGGCUCCUUUUCUGCUCCUGGCUCAGCCAGACGAGGAGGGCUGGGAGGUCCUGUCGUUGUCCUUCCCUGAUCGUCCUGCUCACACAGAGGAGAGGUCUUCGCAGGCACACCACUGGGUAGACAGCACGAGUCAGAUCAGCGAGCAGGUCCACCUCGGAGCUUGUGUGGAGGCGCCUGGGACCCAGCUGGAGCCAGGCCGUGGCCUUGGCAGAAACUGGCUGUCCUCACCCGGACCAACUACAAGGAAACAGCAGCGAUUUAGACACAGAGAAAUUCAUUCCCAAGCCAUAUGCCUGACCAGCAGACUUGAUAUUCUCCUCCUCUUCUAAAACCUGGUAAGAAUAGGUUUGUUCCCAUCUGGGAUUCGGAAGGUGGCUGAUCCAGAGCAGCCCUGCGCUUCUGCACACGUCGUUUGAAGGCUCCAAGGGUUGGCCAGUUGGCCUGUCUCCUUACCUCUAAGACCAGAACCACAAACGGUUCCACUAGCAAAGUGACAGGUUCCCGCCGGGAAGGCCCUGUGACAUCAGAGCUCACAUAUUAGGACAAAGGAAGGAAAUUCCCCUGCAGAGCCAGCAAGGCCGGGUAUGGGAAAUGGUACCCAAGCUAAGAGCAGGGUCUGACCUCUCCUAAAAUAGAAAUAUUGAAAUAAAUUUGUCAGUAGUUAGA
This is a messenger RNA of Myotis daubentonii (Daubenton's bat), 3491 nucleotides long. RefSeq names its product armadillo repeat containing 9 (gene ARMC9). Gene Ontology annotation, biological process: cilium assembly. The record is from RefSeq and is a predicted model, not a curated record. Gene Ontology annotation, cellular component: centriole; ciliary basal body; ciliary tip. Lineage: Eukaryota; Metazoa; Chordata; Mammalia; Chiroptera; Vespertilionidae. Gene Ontology annotation, molecular function: protein binding.